This is a messenger RNA of Pestalotiopsis fici W106-1, 1491 nucleotides long. RefSeq lists its product as uncharacterized. Lineage: Eukaryota; Fungi; Ascomycota; Sordariomycetes; Amphisphaeriales; Sporocadaceae. Gene Ontology annotation, molecular function: oxidoreductase activity. Bases 1 to 1491 code for a protein of 496 amino acids. The record is from RefSeq and is a predicted model, not a curated record. The transcript has a single exon.
AUGCAACUCCCUAGGGAAUGGAUUGUUCUACUGGCCGCCGCAACAUCGGCCCAAGCUGCCGGGUGGUCAGUCUUUGACAUCAACUAUGACCAGUGGUCCGAGGUGGUCGAGAGAGACGUCUGCGUCGUGGGCGGAGGAGCCAGCGGUGUCCAUGCCGCCGUGAGCCUCGUUGACGCCGGUAAGACGGUGGCCGUGGUGGAACGCAACGACUUUCUCGGGGGUCACACGCACACGUACGUCGACCCGGACACGCAGCUGCCCGUUGAUAUCGGCGUCCUGGUAUACCAACCCAUCCCCGACGUGCUCGAUUUCUUUGCCAAGUUUGACGUGCCGCUCCUCAAUCUGUCGACGGUGCAGACGAAUCAGAUCGGACAGCCAGCCAACUUGUCCGUGCCGGCCGCCCUGUACAGCUCGGCCCGGCGCAAUGUCGACUUCCGGAAUGGCUCGGCGACGACGUUGGACUGGCCGGAUGCCGAGGCUCAGGCGGCAGCUCUGCAACAGCUUGCGGGCAUCCUGUACAACUAUUCGUAUCUGCUCUAUGGCUACGACCUGCCUGACCCCAUCCCUGAAGAUCUUUAUCUCCCCUUUGGCGCGUUCUUGGAAAAAUACAACAUUACGGCAGCAUUCCCAGUAUACUACCAGUACAGCGAAGGCAUGGGCGAUUUGCUGCAUCUGUCCACGAUUUAUGUGAUCAAAUACUUCAACCUGGAAGACCUCCAGUACUCGGCUUCUGGAUACUUGACCCAAGCCAACGGCAACAACUCGCAGCUCUACCUCCGGGCGGGAGAAUUCCUUGGUUCGGAGAAUGUCUUUCUAGAGUCUGUCAUUGUCUCGGCCAACCGCCAGAACACAUCGAGUGGCAGACCCGAACUCUUGAUCUCGACGCGCGACGAGGGUCUCAAGCUGCUGUCGUGUGGUCAGAUCCUGCUGACUAUCCCGCCAACUCUCACCAAUCUGCGCGGAUGGGACCUGACGGCAGAGGAGUACGCCGUGUUCUCGCAGUACAUAACCACCAACGGCUACUGGACGGGGCUCGUCCGCAACGUGGGGCUAAACCAGUCCGAGUCCGUGUACAACACGGCGCAAGAGACGGUCAUGAACAUUCCCGUGCUGCCGGCCCUCUACUACGUGAAGCCGACCGGGGUGCUGGACGACGUGUGGUACGUCAAGUUCUCGGCCGACAACCCGACCCUGACCGACGGCUUGGUCAAGUCGUACAUUGAGCGGCAAAUUGCGACGGUCCAGGAUGCCAGCAACAUGACGGCCGCCGAGCCCGUCGAGUGGCUCAUCUUUGAGUCACACACGCCGUUUCACUUGCAGGUCUCGCCUGAGGCGAUUCGGGAUGGAUUCUUUGCGCAGCUGACGGCGUUGCAGGGUGGUCUGAACAACACCAUGUUUUACACGGGUGCCGCGUUCCACACUCAGGCCAGCACAGCGCUGUGGCGGUUCAACAAUGAUGUAGUCGUACCAAAGAUGCUAGGUCAAGCAUAG